Molecule: messenger RNA, 1933 nt
Organism: Frankliniella occidentalis (western flower thrips)
Lineage: Eukaryota; Metazoa; Arthropoda; Insecta; Thysanoptera; Thripidae
Product: F-box only protein 9
Exons: 9
Coding region: 148-1515 (455 amino acids)
Biological process (GO): SCF-dependent proteasomal ubiquitin-dependent protein catabolic process
Cellular component (GO): SCF ubiquitin ligase complex
Molecular function (GO): protein binding
Source: RefSeq, a predicted model, not a curated record
ACCACAAAUUAAAACUAAAAGGCCAGGCCAGGGCCAAGACAAGACAAAAAUGUCUGCUCAGGAGAUUGUUGAAUGUGGAGUAGUCCCUGUUUCAUGUUAUUCUUGGCGUGAUUUGUCAAAGUUGUCUUCCUAAGUUAACCUAACAGGAUGUUUCCGCCUGGAAAACCAGGCAGUUCAAGAUUUUCUGAGAGUGCCAGCAAUAGACCAUGGCGAGACAUUAAUGCUGAAGAUUCUAAUACAGACGAACAGGACGAUCCCUCUGCUAUCCAACAUGUUAAAGCUGUUGAUGAACUAUCAACGUUCCGAGCACAAUGGAAAAGAGAACUUAAAAGCUCUCCUGAACACCAGCCCCAACAAUCCCUGACACAGAGAGAGUCCAGUGCUCCUUCAGAGACAGUUCCUGAAACCACUGAGGAUCAGGCUAGAGCUCUUUUUUUAAAAGGAAUUCAACAUGAGCAGGACGGUAAAUUGUAUGAAGCAGUCAAGUUCUAUCGUCGGGCUGUGCAACUUGUACCUGAUAUUGAAACUCGAUUGUAUGAAGCAACCAAGUCCAAGACAACUCCAGUGGAAGUUCAUUUAGAGUCACUUACAUUGGAUGAUACUUCAGCUGAAAGUGAGACAGUAGAUGAGGCUGAAGAAGAUGAUGACUUACUUGUGCGUUUUCAACGCAUUCUCUUGAGGGAUCAGGCUGUGUGUCACCCUGAAUCACUUCAAAGUGGUACUCACAUUUCUUCCUUGCCAAUGGAAAUUUUACUAUACAUCUUUAAGUGGGUUGUUUCAUCAGAAUUAGAUGUACGCCUUUUAGAUCUCUCCUGUUCUGCUGUCUGCAGAGGAUUUUACCUUGCAGCUCGAGACCCAGAGAUUUGGCGACUUGUUUGUGUCAGAGUUUGGGGUGUGAAUUGCGGUGGUCUGAGUAAUUUUGAGUCAUGGCGUCAAAUGUUCAUUGAAAGGCCACACAUUUAUUUUCAUGGGUGUUACAUCAGCAAGACAACUUAUAUUCGCCAUGGUGAAAAUAGCUUCCAGGACCAAUUCUAUCGACCAUGGCAUAUUGUAGAAUAUUUCCGAUACCUUAGAUUUUUUCCAGAUGGCUUAGUGUUGAUGUUGACAACACCUGAAGAUCCCCCAGUGAGUCUCAAAGAAUUGAAGCACCGGAAUCCACGAAAUUCUACAGUUUUACGGGGGCAUUACAGAUUACAUGAUGAUCAUGUGACAAUUGUGUUAAAAAGGGAUCCAGAAAAAGGUUCCAGCACUAAUAACAAAAUUCGCAAUCAGAAGCGGAGAGAUAAUGCUCUAUGGACAGAACCAAGCGAGCAAACUUUUCAUCUGGAACUCCAAAUUGGCUCACAUCGUUCCCACCGUCAUGUUCAACUACAUUGGCAAUGCUACUCAGUCAUUACUCACCGUGGGUCAACAGAAAGUUCCACAAAUUUUGACUUAAUUAGUGGAAGGUUUCCACCAUUCCAUUUCUCUCGUGUAAAAAGUUACACAGCUGAGUCCGAAAACAUUUUGCAGUGAUUUAGAGUAGCGCAGUUAACACUUUGCACUUGUACUGGUUUUCAAAACAUCUUUAUAUUUUUUCUUUUUUAUUUUAGAUGGAACACCCACUAGUACUUUUCUUAAAAUGUUCUCUAUCACUGAUUAAAACUAAAAGUACAUUUUUUAUUGCUUUCCUAUAAAUUGUCAAAUGCUAAGCUUGACUAUUAUGAAGCCAUUCUAUUUUUCCCUCUUUAGUUUUCUACUUGAAGAGAGUGCUACAUUGUUCAGAUGUGUUACUUAUUUCUAGUUGGCCUGGAGCCAGAUGUGAUUUGUAAAUAUGUAUAAAGAUGAGUUAAAGUUAAAAAAGAAAAAAAUUGUGUCUUGUGAUGGUUAAAUCAUGGACUGUUAAAACAUGUUGUCUUGUAAAUAUUAAAGACUGUUCAUAUGCGAAAGACUA